GUCAAGUCUCAACCGACGCUCAAAUCAUCGCCAUGUCCUCUCCCUCUCUCGACCGUCUCGUCUCACAAUACUACCAGCAAGUCGAAAUUCCCUCCCUCUCUCUCUCCCUCCCAUCCAACUCGACCCUCCUCGACCCCACCACCCAACAUGCUCUUUACAAUCGCAUGUUCAACGACGCCGACCCCGCCCUCUGGCCGCUGCCGCCAGCCCAUUAUCGCAUGCGCGUGCUCAAGCUGAUCAUCGCGCGCCUGGAAGAAUCCCUCACCAAUCCCGAGGAGGAUGAAAUCAUCGACGAACUCCUAGAAACAUGGGGCACACUCCUCACGCACCCCAAACCCUCCGCGAUUGAACAAGCCCAACAACUCACCUAUAUCAAAUACACCGCUCCACACAUACCUGACCCCUCCCCAUCCCCCUCUUCCCCAGCCGCAGACCCAAACCACCCCUCCCGCCGAACAACCAUAACCUCCGAAUCCCGCGGCCUGAUCCUCUCGUCCGGCACCACGGGCUUCCGCACCUGGGAAGCCGCGCUGCACCUGGGAACUUACCUGGCGACGAACCGGACGGCGGCGCGCGCCCUGAUCGAGGGGAACCGCGUGAUCGAGCUGGGCGCAGGCACGGGCUUCCUCGCCAUGUUCUGCGCGCAGCAUCUGCAGCCCCGCUCCGUGGUCACCACCGAUCGGGAGAUCGCCCUGAUCGAGCAGAUCGAGGAUUGCGCGGGUCGGAAUGGCUUGUACGAUACGCCGGGCAAGUUUGCGGCGGGGAUCUGGGAGUGGGGGACGCGGUUGGAUAUUCCUGGGUUGGAUGGCAGCUCUGUUUCCUCAUCCUCAGGAGAGGCAGCAGCAACAGAGGUAAAUGGAGGGGAAAAGGACCGAGGACUCAAGUUCGAUGUUGCGCUGGGCGCGGACCUGAUCUACGACGUCGACCUCGUACCCCUACUAGUCUCCACCAUCGAGGACCUCUUCACCAACUACGGCCUACAGCAAUUCAUCAUCUCCGCGACGCUGCGGAACGAGGAUACCUUCCGGACGUUCCUGAGAGCGUGUGAAGCUCAAGCCUUCACCGUCGAGCAGAUCCCUUUUACCUCCCCUCCUGAGGCAGAGCAGACGGGAUUCUACCACUCCACGGCUAUUCCGAUUCAUAUAUAUCGGAUUACAAGACCCAAGGUCUAACUCUUCUUCUUUUUCUCUUCAGGAAGAGCAUGAAGACUUAGAUAUAAUCCGAAAAGGAACCGAGACCGUGUCGUAGACGAAGAGCGCACGCAUCUAUUACCCACGCAUCCCGGCGUCAUGUCUGCCUUACAAUGCAUAUGGUAGAAUCAGGGAUGGUGCCAAUCUAUGAUGGUGGUUGGAAUUUAAUCUCAUUUCGUAAAGGGCAACG
This is a messenger RNA of Aspergillus homomorphus CBS 101889, 1380 nucleotides long. RefSeq names its product protein-lysine N-methyltransferase. The record is from RefSeq and is a predicted model, not a curated record. Bases 33 to 1172 code for a protein of 379 amino acids. NCBI's taxonomy places the organism in Eukaryota, Fungi, Ascomycota, Eurotiomycetes, Eurotiales, Aspergillaceae. The transcript is spliced from 4 exons.